Molecule: messenger RNA, 586 nt
Organism: Lindgomyces ingoldianus
Lineage: Eukaryota; Fungi; Ascomycota; Dothideomycetes; Pleosporales; Lindgomycetaceae
Exons: 3
Coding region: 96-509 (137 amino acids)
Source: RefSeq, a predicted model, not a curated record
UGCCCCAGCGCGGGUAGGCAGCCCGAGAGUGCAGCACCUGCGGCAGUAUCCCACUCCUCUCCCACUCUCUAGGUACAACUACUCCAACUUGCGCCAUGUUCGAGGGACGACAUGCAGCAGACCGCUAUCAGCUGCGGCUUCAUCGGGCGCGCAGUGUAGUGCUGACCAGCGCUGAGUUGGUGGAGAUUCGCGCUGCACAGAGAACAUUCGAGGGUGCAUAUAUUCGAACCGCCAUCGGGCAGUUCUCGUUCGCCCUCAUAGUGUUGAAGAUCUUCACCUCAGAGUUCUAUUCAAUAGGCGCUCUGUUUGCUGUGUAUGGAGCGGGCGUGUUGUUCACCAGCCUGUUCCGGCGACAGCAAGGGAACAAGCAGUUCUUCUCCGAAGUGGGCGAAGACGGGUUGCACCGCAAGAAAUUCAGGACCAGCGGCAAUGUGGUAUCCGUCUUGACCGCUCUCAGCAUCGCUGCCUACAUUUGUCUGCUGAUCCUCACUCUAAGGCUCGCGACCUAAUCCGGAAGUGCAUCGCUGGAAGCUGCCCCCCGGUGGACCCUCUAUUCCUCGACGUGUCUCGGCCUCACGUUUUGCUU